ACUGGAGUACCAUGUUUCAGGAUUCCUUCUACCACCCUGACAGACUGACUGAUGUCAACAGAGCAAAGUCACGUCCUCGGGUUGUGCCCGGGUCAGAUGAAUUUAUCUGCUCAGUGUGCCACAAGAGUUUUCCACUGCAGCGUAUGUUGACCCGCCACCUCAAAUGCCACAGCCUGGUGAAGAGACAUCCCUGUCGUUUCUGUGGCAAAGGAUUCAAUGACACCUUUGACCUUAAAAGACACAUGCGGACACAUACAGGAAUCAGGCCCUACAAGUGUGACCUUUGCGAGAAAGCGUUCACACAGCGCUGCUCGCUGGAAUCCCACAUGAGGAAGAUUCACGGCAUUUACCAGCAAUUCGCCUAUCGCCAGAGACGCUCCAAAAUCUUUGUGUGUGAGGACUGUGGGUUCACCUCCAGUCGCCCGGAUGAAUACUUCCACCAUGUCAGACGGUACCACCCAGACAGCCCUGUCCUGCGCAGGUAUUACAGACGAGAAGCUCAUGAGGCGGGGUCCUUUGUUUCUGUUGGGUGUAAAGUCAGUCCUUUUCUCAUGUACUCUGCCCCGCGGUACUACGUCUAG
Messenger RNA from Synchiropus splendidus (mandarinfish), 581 nucleotides. RefSeq names its product putative transcription factor Ovo-like 1. Lineage: Eukaryota; Metazoa; Chordata; Actinopteri; Syngnathiformes; Callionymidae. The coding region runs from base 12 to 581 and encodes 189 amino acids. Gene Ontology annotation, molecular function: RNA polymerase II cis-regulatory region sequence-specific DNA binding; DNA-binding transcription factor activity, RNA polymerase II-specific. The transcript is spliced from 3 exons. Gene Ontology annotation, cellular component: nucleus. The record is from RefSeq and is a predicted model, not a curated record. Gene Ontology annotation, biological process: epidermal cell differentiation; regulation of transcription by RNA polymerase II.